UCCGCUAGACUCCGUUGGAAAGGAAAAACUUCGUUUGAGAACUUGAAAAAGUUUGUAUUUUGUAAAGAAUAACGUAAAAAUAGGGCCGAGUAGUUGAAUUAGAACGCUAAAYAUGCCUACUGUAGUGUUGCUUGACGUUUCCUUGUCCAUGAUGAGACAGGUUCAAACGCCGAAUGAGACAGAGAGCCAACAGCGACGCCAUCUUGCCGUUCGCGGUUUGUAUACUUUAUUCGACUUUUUGUCCAGUAAAUUCAAGCUGGAGUUCACAGCUUUGGUCGCUUUCUCGUCGCUCUGGGAAAUUGUGGUGCCAUUCACGAGAGAUUAUGAAAUGCUCAAGCAAGGUUGUAUGUCUGUGGAUGCUUAUGAUAAAACUUGCUAUGAAAAUGCGUUGACGGGUGUGGCCGGUCACGUGGUAGAGGAAUGGGGGUCGUCAGURCCCAUUCAAGUUAUUCUGGUGACUGACGGAUCUAUCGGGUCGGGGUAUGGUUCUCUAAAGGAUCUCUUAGACGGCAAGGCAGACAGGAUGACGGAAACUCCAUGUCCUCUUCCCUUUCCAUUUCCCAGUAAACUUCAUGUCGUGUGUAUCAAUAYRCAGACRGAACURGCACCWAACUUGAUGCUUUUUCAGCAACUAUGCGACAUGAAUGGAGGCGGUGGCAGCGUAUAUGUUCCAGAUGCACCCCUUUCAGUGCAAUCUGUACAGAACUGCUUUACAAGGCUUGCACAAACUCAUUACAUGAACUACGAAGGUGUUCUUAGCUGUGGGCAUUUGAAAUCRAAUAUUAUGCUUUCACCUCCACCUGAUUUCUCAAUUUCUUGGAAUUUAAUUCUUGAAAAAUACAGGAAGCAAAAAACAAACGCAAAACUUUGUAGGUUUCCAAAUGARAUAAAAAUCUGCGGAUUUUUGGACAUUAUGGAUACAAGCAGUCCACCAUGUAUGUCGCGGCAUCUUGUGAUACCGAUAACGGGAACAGAGAAUGGAAAUACUGUCGCUAAUGGAGAUGCUUCCAAGGAACAAGACUUAGAUAGCGGAAAAGCUCCGUCAUUUUGUGUUCUACUGCAUGGAAGCUUGAAAGUUGAAAAGAUGAUUGCUAUUGUUCAGUUAGACACGGACUGGUUUGGUUUCUUACAAUCCUGGGCCGACAGCAAGAAGAAGUCCAACCUYGUCCUUGUGACAUUUGCUCCUGGAACACACAUCUCAUGGCUAGGGGAUUUUAAUCGACUUGGACCUUCGGCUGAAAUGAACACAAACCCUUAUAAACUUGGGCAAGAUGAAGAAACAGAAGARACACCAUUUCCUAUUCCACCUUCACAAAGGAGGAGUUACAACUCGCAAGCAAAUGUUGCCUGGAUUAAGCCMAGUGGAUUACAGUCCGAUGUGCAGAAACUUCUUCGGUAUGCCAAACGACUUCCAGACAARCAAGCACAGUUCUUCAAGGAAUUAAAUAGGCUACGGCGUGCAGCUCUUUGCUUUUGCUUCUUGGAUUUACUGGAGGCUCUUGCUGUGUUGUUGGAGAAGGAGUGCACCAAAGUGGGUCCUGACGCCAUCACUCAGCUUCAACAUGCCGCAGCCUGCUUGCGUUCUGCACCAUAUCAUGAGCUGAACAACUCCAUUACACCAACUUUAGAAUAAAUAACAACAAAUUUAGAUCAAUGUUUUCCCUGUCGGACUAUUGUCUAGCCUCCUACGAGGACGUCCUUAGGGUCGUCAUAAAGUGGGGUGUUUAGUAGCCUCCUUUGCAGCCCAACUUUAGACUGACAAUAACAAUAGCUGCAAAGGAUGGUGAGGAUGCUGCUAUUCAUCCCCCCCCCAAUAGACCAUUUCACAGAUCCCGUGGCUCAACCUCAGCCUCGUCAGUAUGUAAUAUAUUCUUUAGAAAUUGCCUACAACCUGUGAAAUUUUUUAAUGUUUUAAUUGUUCGUUGAUGUGUAAAUUCCUUUCAUUACUGCGKACUGUAGUCAAAUUCUAAAGRAUAAUCACAYGCUGACGAGGCCGAGGUUGAGUAACGGAUUCCGUGAAAUGGCCUAUCUAUUAGCAUGAAAAAGUCCUCUUUUUCAUUCAAUACAUAAUGCUGUUUCUUUCCACCAAAGACUUAUUCAUUAAGCCUUUAUAAAAGCUUUUUCAUUGCUUAUUGGGCAUUAGAAAACUCAUUAAUAAUUCAUGAAGAAAACACAAUAGGAAUCAUGACCAUGAAGGUGAUUUUAUAUCUGAUAUAGAUUUGUCUUCAUUUGCAUAAACUUUAACUUGGAUUUUCUCUAUCA
Actinia tenebrosa (Australian red waratah sea anemone) is the source of this 2262-nucleotide messenger RNA. Its product is annotated as integrator complex subunit 14. NCBI's taxonomy places the organism in Eukaryota, Metazoa, Cnidaria, Anthozoa, Actiniaria, Actiniidae. Gene Ontology annotation, biological process: snRNA 3'-end processing. The record is from RefSeq and is a predicted model, not a curated record. Gene Ontology annotation, cellular component: integrator complex.